Molecule: messenger RNA, 3256 nt
Organism: Myotis myotis
Lineage: Eukaryota; Metazoa; Chordata; Mammalia; Chiroptera; Vespertilionidae
Gene: FBXL3
Product: F-box and leucine rich repeat protein 3
Exons: 5
Coding region: 135-1421 (428 amino acids)
Biological process (GO): G2/M transition of mitotic cell cycle; regulation of cell cycle; SCF-dependent proteasomal ubiquitin-dependent protein catabolic process
Cellular component (GO): SCF ubiquitin ligase complex; cytosol; nucleus
Molecular function (GO): protein binding
Source: RefSeq, a predicted model, not a curated record
GGAGCGCGGGGGGCCGCGUCGGCGGGAGCCGGAAGCGCGGGGCCAGGGGGGUCGCACGUGAAAGCCGCGGACCCAGCAGCCGCCGUCCCUGGAGCCCCGGGUGGUGCGUGGGGGCAGCCGCCCGCGACAGCAGGAUGAAACGAGGAGGAAGCGAUAGUGACCAUAAUUCAUCAGAAGAAGAUACUGCAGAGAAAUCCAAGAAACUGAGGACUAUAAAUGAGCAUUCUCAGACUUGUGAUUGGGGUAAUCUUCUUCAGGACAUUAUUCUCCAAGUAUUUAAGUAUUUGCCUCUCCUUGAUCGGGCUCAUGCUUCACAAGUUUGCCGCAACUGGAACCAGGUAUUUCACAUGCCUGACUUAUGGAGGUGUUUUGAAUUUGAACUGAAUCAGCCAGCUACAUCUUACUUGAAAGCUACACAUCCAGAGCUGAUCAAACAGAUCAUUAAAAGACAUUCAAACCAUCUGCAAUAUGUCAGCUUCAAGGUGGACAGCAGCAAAGAAUCAGCUGAAGCAGCUUGUGAUAUAUUAUCACAACUUGUGAAUUGCUCUUUAAAAACACUUGGACUUAUUUCAACUGCUCGGCCAAGUUUUAUGGAUUUACCAAAGUCUCACUUUAUUUCUGCGCUGACGGUAGUGUUUGUAAACUCCAAAUCCUUAUCCUCACUUAAGAUAGAUGAUACCCCAGUAGAUGAUCCAUCCCUCAAAGUACUGGUGGCCAACAACAGUGAUACGCUCAAGCUGCUAAAAAUGAGCAGCUGUCCUCACGUGUCCCCAGCAGGUAUCCUUUGUGUGGCUGAUCAAUGCCAUGGCUUACGUGAACUGGCCCUGAAUUACCACUUGUUAAGUGAUGAAUUGCUGCUGGCUUUAUCUUCUGAAAAACAUGUUCGAUUAGAACAUUUGCGCAUUGAUGUAGUCAGUGAGAAUCCUGGACAGACACACUUCCAUACUAUUCAGAAGAGCAGCUGGGAUGCUUUCAUCAGACAUUCACCCAAAGUGAACUUAGUGAUGUAUUUUUUUUUAUAUGAAGAGGAAUUUGAUCCAUUCUUUCGGUAUGAAAUACCUGCCACCCAUCUUUAUUUUGGGAGAUCAGUAAGCAAAGAUGUGCUUGGCCGUGUGGGAAUGACGUGCCCUAGACUAGUUGAACUAGUAGUGUGUGCUAAUGGAUUACGGCCUCUUGAUGAAGAGUUAAUUCGAAUUGCAGAACGUUGCAAAAAUUUGUCAGCUAUUGGACUAGGGGAAUGUGAAGUCUCAUGUAGUGCCUUUGUUGAGUUUGUGAAGAUGUGUGGUGGCCGCCUGUCUCAGUUAUCCAUUAUGGAAGAAGUAUUAAUUCCUGACCAAACGUAUAGCUUGGAGCAGAUUCAUUGGGAAGUGUCCAAGCAUCUUGGUAGGGUGUGGUUUCCAGACAUGAUGCCCACGUGGUAAAGACUAAGUGAUGUAGGGAAUGAUGAAUAAUAUAGCACCUUAACUUUAAGCAUAUUGUAUUAUAAUAAAAGUUUAUUUCCUAUAGCUCUGAUAUAAUUCUAUUUUGUGGAACAGAAAUUUAAUAUCUGUAUUGAGUAUAUAAGGACUGUUUAUUGGAAGACCCAUGAAUCAUUUUUGGUCGGAAAACUUUGUUUCUUUAGUCAAAUUACAGAUUUUUUUUUUAAUUUGGUUAAAAUCUGAAACCUGUUAUAAAGAUUGAAUAUUUUACAGUUUGAAGGAACAAAACCAAUAUAUUAUAAUAUCCAAUAAGUGAGUACUAAUAGAUUUUACAAAAUGUGUUGUCUAUGCAUUUUUUUUUUAAAUGUAAACUUGACAUUUUAGGGUCUUCAGUUAUACAUAUACCUGUUAUAAGGUGUUUAAUAUAGCUCAGGAAAGUAAGCAUUUUGUGAGAAAAAAAUGUAGGUUAUUUUGUAUCUAAUGAAAAAGAUUGGUUGGAUGUUCUCAAAUGUUACAAAGCCAUUUAAUAAGGUAUAAAUAUAAUUGUAACUCUUGGACAUCUGAUAUAUGUCACGCAGUAGUUAUAUUAGAAGGAUAAUAAACAGCCAAGAUAAAAUUAAAAGAAAAUAAACACCAGAAGGGAGGCAUUGUCUAGUAGAGUAUAAACUUUUAGGUUUGCUCUGUAACCUGCUAAACCUUAAUUCUUCUCUGCAAUACAUCACUCUAUGUGGCACUUGAGGCAUUCAUUGUAUGUAAAGUAAGGAAUGUUUUACCAAUUCUCCUUGGUUUUGUUUGUUUAAACUAGUUUUGAAGUAUUAAUAAUUGAAAUGAAAAGUUUAUUUUUAAAACGCUAAAUUCAAAUAAUUAAAGGUAGAACUUUAAAAUACUUAAAAAUUAUUUCCAUGAAGGAAUAUAUUUUUAAGUCUCCAGUUAAUUUCAUUUUUCCAUUUUGGAAUUAUAUAGUUAUGUAAGUAGGACUUUCAAAAAUCAUAAAAGAAGCAUCAGUGUACAGUUCAGCAUAAACUGUAAAUUUAAAAGGAUAUAUUUAAGUUCCUAAUCAUAUUUUUAAGUAAAUAUUGCUCAGUAGACUGGAAAAUGGUAAUAAGACAAUGUUGAUAGUUUUGUGAUUGUUAAUUUGGUUGAACUGAUAUUUUAUAUUAUUUAAGUUAGCAUUUUUAUUACUUUCCUUAUGAAUGAAGGUAAUCCACAGAUUGUAGAAUCUGUAAAAAUACUAAGUUUUGGGCUAAGUUUUUUUUAGAUAUUAUAUAAACUUUGAUUCUCAGCACUAGUGCUAGUAGAUAUUACCUUCCUAAGGGAAAUUAGAAGUGAUUUACCCCCCGUGGAAUAUAUUAAUGCUUCUAGAAAGCAUUUUUGGUAAUUAUGGAAGUUAAUAGUCUUACAGAUCUAAUCUAUUUUUUAAAUCGAAUACCUUCCUAAGAAUAAAGUAAAAGGUGACAUUCUGCGUAAUUUUUGCUUUUUAAAAGUGAUGGUAUUCUGGUCACAUAUAAAUGAUAUAGACUUGGAAAUUAAAAGUUGUUGUUAUACUAUUUCCCCCCUUACUAAAUAAUAAAAAGCUUUGUACAGAAAUACCUGUGUUAGUGAAUGAAGCUUUUUUCCUUGCACAACUUUUGGAAAAUGGAUUUGACAGUACAUAAUCAGUUCUACCAAAUAACCAAAGUUUUAUUUGGAAAUUUACUUUUUGUAAAAAUGGAAUUAUAUAAUGCUUGAAAUAUUUUAAGUCACUUUAUAAGCAAAAUGUAUAGCACUUAAUUUGUUUAUACUGUAAACUAUGUGUUAAAUGCUUUUGUCAAUUUAAGAAUAAAGAUAGUUACUAAUGC